AUGUUCUCCAAGGGCAUCUGCUGCGGGAAGUUUGGCGGACUGGGCCCCUGGCGCUGCGACGGGGUGAAGCCGGACGCCUGUAACGACACCUACGUGGAGCUCCAGCCGGAGGAGUGUGGCACCGUGAAUGGUGUGUGCCUCGCUGCGGGGGACACCUGCAAGGGCAUUGCGGCCACCACUGUCACAGAGACGGUGUACACCCACGGGGACAUGGAGGGUGUGUCGACGAGCGGAGGGCAUAGCAGUCUGUGGGGCCGGCCCUUCGAGAACGUGCGGUCCGGGAAUCCCAACGAGAAGAGCUGGGCGACUUGGGUUGAAUUGCCAGAGCUGUCUUCAGGAGGGGAAAUCACCGUGGUGUAUCAGUACAACGCCGGCUAUGGCUGCAAGGGCACAAGAGGCGGCACCACCUUCGACGUCUUCGUGGGCCAAACCAAGCUGACCGAGGAGCCUCAAGGUCCCUUCGAGGAUUACCCCUAUGCCUCUAAGCCGCAGAUUUGGCGCUAG
This is a messenger RNA of Effrenium voratum, 504 nucleotides long. Lineage: Eukaryota; Dinophyceae; Suessiales; Symbiodiniaceae. The record is from the annotation of a GenBank genome assembly.